AUGCCUGAGCCUCUCAAACUCCUGCUUCUCUGCUGGGUGGUUAAACUGAGCUACAGUGUGACUUCACCAGAAUGGUUCCAGAACAUUUCCACCGAUCUCUUCAAUUUGCCAGGGGACAUUUUGCUUGGAGGACUUUUUCCCAUCAACCGACUCUCCAGCAAUCUGAGCGACAGACUCCAGCCGGACAACAUCAGCUGUGAAAGUAUUGAUGAGUAUGGAUUGGGCAUUGCUCUGGUCAUGAAAUAUGCAGUGGAUGAAGUCAACGCCAACCAGCUGUUGCUUCCUGGCGUCAAGCUGGGUUAUGAAAUCUAUGACACAUGCAAACAAUCUGCCGUCAUUGUUAUGAAUACGAUUCCAUUUCUCACGGCAAAAAAAACCAGAGAGUUGACCGUAGAGUGUAAUUACACCAACUAUGAGACCAGGAUCUCAGCUGUGAUUGGUCCACAAGGAUCAGAAAUGGUUGCAGUCAUUGCAAAACUACUUGGAUUCUUUCUGAUGCCACAGGUUAGCUAUGGUGCCACAAGUGACAAAUUCAGUGACAAGUCUCUCUACCCAUCAUUCCUGCGUACCGUACCCAGUGACAGAUGGCAAGUGCAGGCCAUGGUGGAACUAGUGAAGGAGUUUAACUGGAACUGGGUGGCAGUGGUGGGCAGUGAUGAAGAGUAUGGAAAGCGGGGUAUGCAGGAAUUCUCCAAAGUAGCAGAGCAGCAGGAUGUCUGUGUGGCCUAUCAGGGGCUGAUUCCAGUGUACACUCAUGCUGAACCAGUCAUCAAAAUGAUCCUCAACCAUAUCAAAACAACAGAAGUGGGAGUGGUCAUUGUCUUUUCACUUCCAGAGCCAGCUGUUGAUUUCUUUGAAGAGGUUAUCAAGAUGAAUAUGUCUGCUGUGUGGAUUGGUAGUACAUCUUGGGCCAGCCACAACCGCCUGACUACCAUUCCAAAUAUCCACACAGUUGGUACAGUCAUUGGCUUCUCUGACAAAAACCAGAGUCCAGGUCUGCUCAUCCCUUACACCCAAGCGCUCCUCACCAAACUGAGUGAAGAGAGGAACAAAACUUCCUCUCCAGUACCACCAACAUCUGGAACCGAUGUAAAAGGCAAUCCCUGCCCACAGUGCUGGAACAUGACAGCUGAUAAUAUCACUUUGGUGAAACAGCCUGGAGUACAGAAUUCAGCUUUUAGUGUAUACGCUGCCAUCUACAGUGUGGCACAGGCACUGCACAACAUGCUGGGAUGCAAUUCAACAACAUGUAUGUGGGGAACUGAAAGCAAAAUUUAUCCCUGGCAGUUGCUGGAAGUUUUAAAGAAUACGUCUGUGGACAUAAAUGGAACACGCAUGGAAUUCGACAGCAGCGGGGAUCCAAACUUAGCAUACACUGUGUUUGAGUGGAUCUGGGAAGAUUCCAAGCUACAUUUCCAAGAUGUAGGGAGCUUUAAUCACAAACUGUUCAUCAACAAGUCCCUCUUCAAAUGGCACACUGAAGACUCAAAGAUGGUGCCUUGGUCUUCUUGUUCUGCGGCAUGUGCAUCAGGACAGGUACGCAGAGUGAAAGGCUUCCACUCCUGUUGUUUUGACUGCAUUGAUUGUAUGCCGGGCACAUACCAGGCAAAGAAAGAGGACAUUCACUGUACUCAUUGCCCUGAACGGCAAUGGUCCCAUAUCCGCAGCACAAACUGCACUGCACCCGUCUUUGACUUUUUACCAUGGGACUCACCAGUGUCUCUGGAACUGAUGUUUGCUGGGCUGCUGCUGCUCAUAUGUCAAGGGCUUGUGGGGGCUGUGUUCAUUAAGAACAGGAAAACCCCGAUGGUGAGAGCCUCAGGGGGGAUCCUGAGUUUUGUCGCUCUGGUCAGCCUGAUGGGAACCUGCCUCAGUCUGGUACUCUUUCUUGGUCAGCCACAGGACCUGAUUUGUCGCCUUCAGAUGCCGCUCAGUUUCAUCUCCCAAACAGUUGCCCUCUCCAUUAUCAUGGCCAUCUCACUACAGAUAUGCUACAUGACAGAGUUCCCCGAAAAGGCAGCAUCUCACAUGAGCAAAGUGAGAAUCCCUGGGAGCUGGUUGUUGAUUAUGGUUUGCUGCACUAUGCAGGCUGGUCUCUGUGGCUGGUUUGUGCAGAACGGAAGUUCACUGUCCAAUUAUGUAGCAAAUAUGAGCAUAGACUUUAUGAAGACAUUCCUUUCGUGUCCUGUGGAGCCCUUGACUGGAUUUGCCAUAAUGCUAGGUUUCAAUUGUGCAAUGGCCCUUAUAUCAUUCAUGUCCACCUUUAUGGCGGUAAAGCCCAUUCACCAGUAUAACCUUGCAAGGGACAUUACCUUUGCCUCUUUGAUCUACUGUGUGAUUUGGGUUAUCUUUAUUCCAAUCUACAUAGGAUGGAAUAAUCAGAAGCACAGGUCCAUUGUCUACAUUUCUUUCAGCAUAGCAAGCAACUUCGGACUAGUAAUGGCCUACUAUUUCCCAAAAUGCCACCUACUGCUGAAGAAACCUGAGCUCAAUACAUUGGAUCACUUUCAUACCUUUUUAGAGGGGGCACCACCAAGACCAGCUCAGGAGGAGCCCCAGACUCAGACACAAUCAAGACAGUAA
Messenger RNA from Thalassophryne amazonica, 2583 nucleotides. RefSeq names its product taste receptor type 1 member 3. Gene Ontology annotation, biological process: sensory perception of sweet taste; G protein-coupled receptor signaling pathway; sensory perception of umami taste. Gene Ontology annotation, cellular component: membrane. NCBI's taxonomy places the organism in Eukaryota, Metazoa, Chordata, Actinopteri, Batrachoidiformes, Batrachoididae. Gene Ontology annotation, molecular function: G protein-coupled receptor activity. The transcript has 9 exons. The record is from RefSeq and is a predicted model, not a curated record. The coding region runs from base 1 to 2583 and encodes 860 amino acids.